UUGCUUCAUCACGUCAGACGGUCGCAUAAUCGUGAAUAUAUAUAUAUUUUUCCAAUUUGUCUCAGUAAAGAUUGUUUUAAUGUGUACAACUAAAUCUAUAUAAUCAGUAAAUAAAUAAAUUAGUGAACAAGUGAGUGAACACGACAUUGGAAGACCGGCUACUGGCCGUCAAUGUGACGUCAUAUUCUGUCGCCUGACUCGCUGGACAUAAAUUCAAAACUACUGGCGGUAGAAAAUCUAUGUUUACAUUUUAUACAUUUGACCUUAGUAGUAUUCUCAAUAAUAAUUACAAAUUAUAAAAAAUGUCGGAUUCUUUUUGCUGAAAUAGCAUUCCCUGAUUGUUGGACGUUGCCUUACUGCCUACUGAUUUUCUUUACUUUUCUGUUUUUAUUUGUAAAACGUGUACACUGACUGUAGUGUCAGGGAAACUGCUUCACUUUGUUGAAUGCAAUGGCUCCUCUCAAAUUUGUCAUUAAGUGUGGGAACUUUGCUGUGCUGGUGGAUCUCUACGUCCUGCCCUUGGGCGGCCAAGACGACGCCAGCUGGUUUACUACAAGCCACAUCGAGGAAGUUACAUCUCUGGUUCGUGAUGCUGUGGAUCAAAGAGUUAAGCAGUACACAGAGUCCUUCUAUAACAGAAGACUACCAAAACAUAAAAAGGAGCUGGCACCUGCCUCCGCCUUUAUCGUUAAAGGGAAAAACUUCAGCUUGGUUGCCAAUUUUCUGAAGCGUCACUUUAACCUCCGAUGUAUUGUCAAUCAGCUCACUGGUGAGUUGCAUGUGUUUCCAGAGCGCUACGUGGUGUGCGUAAGCCGUCCAGAGGGUGCUGCAGUGCACUAUGGAAAACUGAGCCCAACCACAACCGAGCUGAGCGAACAAAGCAGGUCAGAAUAUUUUUCCAGAGAGGGAGAAAUCCAAGAGUCUUUCAACUGCGCCGCAAAAAUAAAGAAGACUGCGCUUCAAAAGAUAGCCAAGAAAGCGAGUGUCCAGCAAGAUCCCUGUGGUCUCAGUGGGGGGAAGCAGCAAAGAGACUGCGUCGAAGAGUCAGGAAGAAGCUCGAAAGAAAGUGCGUCCAACCAUGGCAGGACGACCCCUUCAAAUAUCGAGCAGCAGGUACCGGGCUCUCAGAACGGGGGCUGGGCCAAUCAGCAGCCACCUUCUAAUUGUCCUCCACAAAGUAUCAACCCAAACUUGGCCUCAGUAGGCAUCCGCCCACGGGAAAGCAGUCCCAGACCCAGGCAGAGCAAGAGGUCUAAGCCCAGCGAAGCAAGAGAAGACCCUCGCCCACAGAAGGCCAAGAGGACGGACCUCCAGAGACCUUCAGCCACAGUGCAAACUCAGUCCACUGAGUGCAUCACGCAAAUAUCCAAACAGGACCUUCUUCCUCUGAUGCCCCUUCCUCCAGACGAAACAGAGGCUGCGUCCAAGGCUUUCCCAGUCUCCGAGUACAAGAAAACCACAGUGGAAGUGGAGCUGCUUACUCCAGGGAAACGGGACCAGAGGCUCCCCCUCACAAGCAAUAACACAGCACAGACGAACCAAAACAAGCUGGCCACAAGUCUGAGGGGCCUAUCUGUCAAGCUCGCAUCCUCAGGCUCCUCUAUUGGUUCCAGAUCCACAGGCGGGGAGGAGGGAAGUCAGAAUGUGCCCAGAACCUCCAGAUUACGACGACUGAAGAGGUCCUGAGGGGGGACAGACGAGCUACAGUAAAGAUGCCUGACGCCAUAGAGAUAGAUGUGAAAUUGUGUCAGCACGCACACACACACACACACGCACUCACACACACCGCUUACGACAAUUACUAUUCUUCUCACACAAAGCCACACAUGCCGGCCCAUUACGGAACACAUAAUUGAUACAUGAGCCUUUUGAGUUAUGUUUUGUCAAAUACUUGAAACAGACUGCCUCCACCCAUAAGUAGUGGUGGUCAAUAGAGGCUUGCAAGUGAAAGGCAAAAACCCUUAAUUGGAGUUUAGACUCGGGUUUUGUGUUAAAGAUCUGGGAUUUCAGACAGGCAGGAGCCAUGCAGUACGUCAUGGCUCCUACGUGUCUGAAAACUGUCCACUUUCUCUGCUGAGGCUCUGCUUUGAUUGAUUGCUGUUUUUCCAGAUCAGUUUUUUGAAAAACUUUUCAUUUAUACACCAUUUUAAUUCAUAUAUAAAUCUGUACUUCCUGAAACAAACAAGACCAGUCUUAAAACGUCCUGACAGCCAGCGUCCACUACAGUGGACAUAUGUGUUAUACACAACAGGGCUUUUUCCCCCAAAAUGUGGACAUUGUUUUUUUUUGGUCAAUUGUCAACUGCAAAGGAAAAUAUUUAUUUUUUUCCUUACACAUUGCUGUGCAGAGUAUGCAACGUGUUGUACUGAAAUAUGGGCAGUUUGAUUUGGAAGUAGCUAGAACUAGCAGCGAGUUGACACCCUCACGCCAGCCGAGCGUCUGUCAGUUUUUCAUCACAUUGGCAAUGAUCCCUGCAGCCCAACAAUAUCCCAUAAGAACUCCUAGUCUCAUUCAAGUGCCUUGAUGCUCCUUCAUGACAUGUCACCCCAUAAUAUACUUUUAAUAAAGCUCGGUUUUACUGAAUGAUGGUUUAUGAUCGGAAUAAAUCCGUUUUCCCAGGAAAGAAAUGUCUCCGCA
Molecule: messenger RNA, 2637 nt
Organism: Entelurus aequoreus (snake pipefish)
Lineage: Eukaryota; Metazoa; Chordata; Actinopteri; Syngnathiformes; Syngnathidae
Gene: slx4ip
Product: SLX4 interacting protein
Exons: 7
Coding region: 451-1686 (411 amino acids)
Source: RefSeq, a predicted model, not a curated record